Messenger RNA from Arachis stenosperma, 1023 nucleotides. RefSeq lists its product as uncharacterized. The transcript is spliced from 4 exons. Gene Ontology annotation, cellular component: ribosome. Lineage: Eukaryota; Viridiplantae; Streptophyta; Magnoliopsida; Fabales; Fabaceae. Gene Ontology annotation, molecular function: 5S rRNA binding; structural constituent of ribosome. Gene Ontology annotation, biological process: translation. The coding region runs from base 535 to 918 and encodes 127 amino acids. The record is from RefSeq and is a predicted model, not a curated record.
AUUCGUGAAACUGAAUUCUUCAAACCCUCUUUGGCUUUGACUGAAUCAGUGAGUUCCUCCUCAACCGUUCUGCCGCCGUGCCGCCGCCGUCCGUGUUGUCGGCCUCCGCUUCUUCCUCCUUCCCCGUGUCCCGAACCCAGGCUCUCUUUUGUAGCUUCGCACGUCGUCCCCAUCCUCCCUGACUUCUCUGUUCGAGGCUUGGAGCAGCUCGCCAUUGGGUCGCUGCUCGCCGCUCGCCAUCCAUCUCUCCGUCGAAGGUGGAUGAAUGGUCAGCAUUUAAGGGCACGACCAUCACAAGAAGUGACCCAAUUUAUUGGAGAUCGCUGGAAGGCAUCUGACUUAUUCAUAGUAUCAGCGGGCCCUUUGUUGAUGUUUCCUAUCAUUGGCUUGGAAACUGUCAAGAAAAUCAAGCAUGGUUAUGUUUGGUGGCUCUGGAAAAUAUGCCUCCACAUUAUAUGUUGCAGCAGUGAAAGCUAAUUUAGUCGAAAAGGUUGAAUCCGAGAUUCUUCAGUUUGUUGAGACAAUAACUGAAGAAUGACUGUUUUGAAGCGGUACGUGCUGAGAAUAUUCAUAUCAUUGAAACACAUUACAGCAAACGUUGUGGAUAGAAACCAUGGUCAUAUUGUAGCAACCUCCUCGACAGCGGAGCACUCCAUUAAACAGUCGCUUGAGUGCGGCCGGUCCUGCAAUGCGAAAGCAGCUGCUGUUGUUGGGGAGGUAUUGGCCAUGCGUCUCAAAGUUGAGGGACUUAAGGAUGGACAAGGAAGAGGAAUUCAUGUCAAUGUAACUAAGGAAAUAAAGAAGAAGGGAUUUAAGAGUCAAACCAAGGUUUGGGCUAUUGUUAAUGCCCUUAAAAACAAUGGUGUUAAACUCAUAGAUGAAGAUGAUGUUAACGAUUCUUCUCCUAGCCAUUCAUAAGAUGUCUUUUGUAUAUCUAUAAAUAUAUUAGAAUGUUUUUGUAUUCCAAUGAUAAUAUAGGAAUGCAGUGAUUCUUGUACUAAGAACAUCUUUGCAAUAUACAAA